Molecule: messenger RNA, 1602 nt
Organism: Emiliania huxleyi CCMP1516
Lineage: Eukaryota; Haptophyta; Isochrysidales; Noelaerhabdaceae
Exons: 7
Coding region: 1-1602 (533 amino acids)
Source: RefSeq, a predicted model, not a curated record
AUGCGGGAGCGGGCGAUGCAGCAGGCCGUGGAGUGGUCAGAGCGGCGGCGCAGCCCGCAGGCCGACCGCGCGAGCCGAGCGAGCCGAGAGCGGCUGACGCGCUACCCAGGGCGUGCGGCGGCGCGGCUGCAGCGUUCGCCGCCGCCGCCACGGCUUAAUCAGGCGUGGCUCGCCGCACCCACCGCCUAUUGGGAGGCCGGCGACGCGCUGCACCACAGAGAGACGGCCCACUGGCUCAGCCAUGAGAGCAGCGAAUCGCAGAGGCGGCUGCAGUCGCUCGUGCAGGAGCAACGCGAUCGCGCCGGCUGGAGGCUCGAGGCGGCCAUCGGGACCGACGUGCGUGACGCGCAGCCGGGCGCGGUGGCAAUGGCGCGCAGUGAGGUGGCGACCAGCACUGAGGAGGACCCCAAAGCCGAGGCUGCGCACGCGACUGCCGCCGCCGAAACCUUCAGCAAGGCGGAGGCCGAGCGGCUGGCGGGCCUGCUCGAGGCUGCUGCAGCCAAGGCGGCGGCGGUGCGGGAGGAUGAGGCGGCCAUCGCAACGGCACGCGCGGCAGAGGCGCUUGCUCAUGCGAAGCUGUCGAUGGAGGCGGCUGUGCGGGCGCGUGGCGAGUCCGUGGCUCGCGUGGCCGCGGCGCGUCUCUCAGGCCGCGCGUGCGCGGCCGCGUUCGGCGCAUGGCGCGCUGCCACCGUGCGCGAUCGCGCUGAAGCGGCCGAGCACCGUGCGGCCGAGGCCGCGGCUCGAGCCGCCGUUCUGGAAAGGAGGGUGGCCACUGUUGAGGCGAGGGCGUCGGAGGCAGCGCGUGCGGCGCAAGAGUCGGCGGCCGAGGCGCAGGCUGCGGCGCAGCUGGAGGCACAGCUAUUGGUUGGGAUGCGUGCGCUGCAGUCGAGCCUUCGCGAGGAGGAGGGCGCCUCGCGCCGCCUCCGCUUGAAGUUGGCACGCCUCACCUCGGACGUUGCGAGCGCAGUGGCUACGACAGAGGCAGCGGCGACAGAGACGGCCCGAAAUAUGCUCGACGACAAGGCCGCAGCUACCGAAAAGGUGUCGCAGGCGAUGGGAGGGGUGCUGGCGGGGGAGGUGCAAGCGGCCGAGGCGGCAGCUGAGGCCGCAGUUGCUUCUGUCCACGUGGCGUUGGCACAGGGCGCCGCUCUCGCGGCGGUGGCGGAGGCAGCACAAACAGCGGCGGCAGAGCGCAAGACAGCCGCUGGUGAAGCAGCGGAGGCUGUCCGGGCGCAGGCUGCCGACGACAACGCUGCGGCGGCAGCGCGGGGCGCAUCUGCGGUCGCCGCAGCGUUGGAGGCAGCGCAGAGGGAGGCGAGGGCGCAGCUGGAGCAAGUGGCAUGGGAGGCUCGCGUGGCAGCUCGCGUGGAGGCAGAGGAGGAAUGGGAGGCUGCGGUCGACGCUGCGGCCUCGGCCGCCGCCUCCACAGCGCGUGCCUCCCGUGGCAGUGGCACCGAGGCGGUGGGGCUGUCUAUGGACGAGCUGGCGCUGCAGUGGAGCCAAGCGUUGCAGGAGUGGGGGCAGGCGGCCGCAGCAGCCAAGCCGCCGAUGGAGGGGGACAAUGCGCGCCCCCCGCCGCAGUCGCCGCGACGGUGGGGCUGA